AUGUCUACUUCAAUGACACCAACUUCAUCAACUUCAUCAACUUCAUCAUCUCAAUCAACAACCAAAUCAAAAUCGAACAAACCAACUCCACCUAAACUCAAUACGAAUCUCAAACGUAAAUCAAGUAUCAAAAACCGAAAUGAAAAAUUUGUAGAAUCAAAUGCUUGGACAAUUGGUUUUAUCAUUAGUUUUUUCGUUAUCUUGUUUUCUAAAGAGAUUUCAAACAUAUAUAAUGCGAAUAAUGAAGAUUAUCAAUUAUUGAAAACUUCUAUGAAUUCAACUCCUAAACUUUCAUCUUGGAAAAUUACAAAAUUAGAUCAUCAAGACAGAGGUUAUGGAUUGAUUGCUACUCGUCAAAUCUUACCAGGUGAAUUACUUUUAAAAGAAAAACCGAUAUUUAAAUUAAAUUCAAAAAUCAGAUCGAUUGAAGAUUACGAAACCAAUUUAAAUUCGAUUUUAAAAAAACUAGAUGGUGAAGAUCGGAAUCGAUUCUUAAGUUUAUCAAACCCAUGGCAAAAUCAAUCAUUAUCUAAUAUUUCAAAUUAUAUUAGAAUCUUACAAACAAAUGCGAUUAGUAUCGGUUCAAAUCAAUUAGCUAUCUUUCCUAGUCUUUCUCGUAUCAAUCAUGGAUGUGCUGGCGCAUCUAAUUCAGUUUAUAAUUGGAGAGAAAAAGAAGGAGUCGAAGUGGUUCAUGCUACCAAACUGAUCGAAGUAGGUGAAGAGAUUUUAAUUUCUUAUUGGGAUUCUAAACGUUCACGUUCAGAUCGACAAGAUUAUUUGAAAUCAAAUUAUGGAUUCCAAUGUACUUGUCAAACUUGUAGUUUAACUGAAGAAGAAAGUAUUCAAUCAGAUCAAAGGUUUUUAAAAAUUAAUCAAUUAAAAGCAAAACUUUCAGAUUGGUCAAAUCGAUUGAUUGGAGGAUUUGAAGCGGUUCGGCUUAUUGAAGAAGCGGUUCAACUGAUGAAACUUCAAAAUAUGACAUUUGAAUUCGGUCAAUUAUAUGCUGAUGCUGCUCAUAUUGCAAGUGCACACUCAGAUUUUCAAAGUGUUAAACAUUUUGCAAACUUAGCUCAAGAUCAUUUUAAAAUCGAAUUAGGUUCAGAUUCAAUUGAAGUUUUGAUUUCCAAGAAAUUAAUUAAAAAUCCAACUUCUUUAAAUUGGUCAAAUCGUCAACCUGAACGAGUUAAAGUUUUAUAA
Melampsora larici-populina 98AG31 is the source of this 1197-nucleotide messenger RNA. RefSeq lists its product as uncharacterized. The transcript has 6 exons. Bases 1 to 1197 code for a protein of 398 amino acids. Gene Ontology annotation, molecular function: protein binding. NCBI's taxonomy places the organism in Eukaryota, Fungi, Basidiomycota, Pucciniomycetes, Pucciniales, Melampsoraceae. The record is from RefSeq and is a predicted model, not a curated record.